AUGGCCCUCCAGCAAUAUGCCCGAAAGACCCAAGAGCCUAGCUCUUUGUCAUCCCCCCUUCAGGACACGGAUGUAAUUGUGGGUAUAAUCAAAAGUGCGCAUCUCAACACGAAGCAUAGUGAUAUGACGAUCAUGUGCCAGGGGAAGACCUUUCCGGCACAUAAGCUCGUGGUCUGUCCAAGAUCAAAGUAUUUUGAUCGAGCAUGUGAUGGCCGAUUCAAGGAAGCGGGUGGCUUGAUUCAUCUGGAUGACAAAGAUCCCAUUCUGAUCGAAAAAGUGCUUGAAUUCCUGUACAAAGGAAUGUACACCAUACCGCCCCGCCUCGCCCAGGGAAAGAUACCCCCAGCCGACUCGGUAGCUGGCCGUAGCGCAUGUUACUUCAAAGCACGUCUGUACGCCGAGGCAGAUUACUUUAUGAUCGAUGAUCUCAAACGAAACAUAUUGGAGUCUUUCCGCGAAUCAUUCCUGGGCGGGUACAAUGGCUCGUUUCAAGUCCCUGCUAGUUUAGUAGUGGAUGGCGAUACGUUUGCAGAGACUAUUGAAGAGAUAUACUCAACAAGAGCUGACUAUAAGGAGCUGAGAAAGGUAGUCAUGGAGAACGUCAAGGGAAACCUUUACUUUCUUCGGAGAGGAAGUAGCCCGAUGAUAAGUUCGAAGCUUAUGAAGUCAAACCCUGAUUUCACCUACGAUUUGUGUGAAGUGACCCUCACCAAGCUUUUGCGUGAUUGA
This is a messenger RNA of Penicillium longicatenatum, 729 nucleotides long. Its product is annotated as BTB/POZ domain-containing protein. The record is from RefSeq and is a predicted model, not a curated record. The transcript is spliced from 3 exons. Gene Ontology annotation, molecular function: protein binding. The coding region runs from base 1 to 729 and encodes 242 amino acids. Lineage: Eukaryota; Fungi; Ascomycota; Eurotiomycetes; Eurotiales; Aspergillaceae.